AUGAAUGAUGAACGUUUGGUUAAUGCAAUAAGAGAAGGCCUCACAGAUAACAGAAAAGGUUGGUUACUACGAAAUAAAAUCGAAAUAUCAUCCACAGAUAAUCCUAAAAUCCUUUCGGGGCCGGUGUUGACAAACUCUCCGAACGCAGUAUUAUCGAAGACCUUAUUGGGUCGCUACAAUGAUCUUCCUUUACCGGCGGAUAAGAUCAUAGCGACUUACAUAUGGAUCGAUGGCACAGGAGAACAUCUAAGAUGCAAGGACCGCACUCUUUCAUUCAUUCCGAAAGCACCAAAAGACCUGCCGAUUUGGAAUUACGACGGUAGUUCUACCGGCCAAGCCGAUGGCCAUAACUCCGAUACUUUCCUGGUGGCUCGUGCCAUUUACAAAGACCCCUUCAGACGUGGCAACCACAUCCUGGUUAUGUGCGACACGUACAAAUAUAACAUGGAGCCGACAGAAAGCAACCACCGGUUGAAAUGCGCGGAAGCUUACGAAAAGUGCAAAGAUGAUGAGCCCUGGUUCGGUAUUGAGCAAGAAUAUAUUCUCCUUGACUCGGACCUGAGGCCCUUCGGCUGGCCACCAGGCGGUUUCCCCCCACCACAGGGCCCCUACUACUGCGGAGUUGGCGCGAACAAAGUUUUCGCCAGAGAUCUCGUUGAAGCUCAUUACAAGUGCUGUUUGUAUGCCGGAGUUCCUAUCGCGGGUACUAAUGCUGAGGUCAUGCCUUCGCAAUGGGAGUUCCAAGUUGGUCCCUCAGUUGGUGUGACUGCCGGUGAUGAUCUGUGGGUGGCGAGAUACAUCCUUCAUAGGCUGGCCGAGGAGUAUGGAGUGAUCGUUACCUUCGACCCUAAGCCCGUGCAAGAGUGGAACGGCUCCGGUGCUCAUACCAACUUCUCCACCAAGAAAAUGAGGGAGGAUAAUGGAAUUAUUGAGAUAGAGAAGGCCAUCGACAAGCUGUCCAAGGUCCACAUGAAACACAUCAAGGUUUAUGACCCGCGCGGCGGCAAAGACAACGAGCGUCGUCUGACCGGCCUUCAUGAAACAGCCAGUAUUAACGAUUUUAGUGCUGGUGUCGCGAGCCGUACAAGCAGUAUCAGAAUACCGCGUGCCGUGGCCGAAGAGAAGAAGGGCUACCUCGAAGAUCGUCGACCUGCGUCCAACUGCGACCCUUACGCGGUCAUCGACGCUCUUAUGCGCACCUGUGUACUGAACGAAUAA
Molecule: messenger RNA, 1218 nt
Organism: Danaus chrysippus (African queen)
Lineage: Eukaryota; Metazoa; Arthropoda; Insecta; Lepidoptera; Nymphalidae
Source: the annotation of a GenBank genome assembly